This is a messenger RNA of Ostertagia ostertagi, 1104 nucleotides long. NCBI's taxonomy places the organism in Eukaryota, Metazoa, Nematoda, Chromadorea, Rhabditida, Trichostrongylidae. The record is from the annotation of a GenBank genome assembly.
AUGAAGCAGAAAGCGUUGUCUUGGGUCUUAAUGCUAGAAUGCGAGAAAUCAAAACCCAGGCAACCAUUAUUGAUCUCCCACGUCUGCAAUCGACCUUCAGCAAUCCAAGUCGACGAGGGUUUGCAACCAUGCACCGAGGACGACUAUCAAGAGGCUGACCCGUGCGGCUUACUUCAAAGCAAUCCAACGCACAUUCCCGCGAACGCCCCAGCACCACUACAAUGGGACGGAAAAUCGGACGAAGACCAAAUCGAAUUCUCUCCAGCGUUGAGAAUAAGGUACCCACAAAUCAAACUGCCACAUUUCACUGGUGAGAACGAUUCCUGGGAAGAGUUUUGGGACACUUUCUCGCUCAUAAUUGAUCAAAACCCGCAACUCAGUGAAUUAGAAAAGAUCCUAUACCUCAAAGAUGCAAUACGCGGGAAAGCCCAAAAUUCCAUCAAAAGCAUCCCAAUGAGAAGUUCCAAUUACAACCUUAUUGUCGAAGUACUGAAAAAGAAGUUCGGCGAUAAAGCGAAUAACAGGUCCCAAAUUGUACAGCAAUUGUUGGACCUACCAAAGGCAGCCACAGCAGCCCAAAAAUGUGUUGAAACUCUCGAAAAAAUAAAUGAUCUUGUUUUCCAAAUGGUUGCCACUGGGUAUGAUAUCCGCAAGAAACAUGACCCGAUGUGGAUCGACACGAUCCUCGCGAAAUUCCCAUAUGAUAUAAUAAAAGACUGUAUGAAAGCAUCCUCAACCGACUCAAAACUAACAAGGAACUUCACGGGCAUGUUUCUUCCAAAGCACUAUUUGAAAACAGAUAUGCGUCACUUGACCUCAAGACGGAUCAAUGCUGAAACAGCGCAACGCGCAAAGACUGCCAAGCAAGAAUCGUGCCUAUUUUGCCAAAGGAAUAACCACCAAACAAAGGAUUGCCGCACAGUACGAACCCCAAUCGAUCGUCGAAACGCAUUGAGGGGUCAACCCGUCUGCUGGAAAUGCUUUGCAAGCGACCACAGAAGUCGCGCUUCCGCUUCAAAGGAACUGUCCCAGCUGCAACGGGUACACAUUUCUCAAUGCUCCUACAACGCAGGAGAAACUUCACCCAUAACAAUUUCUGUAACA